AUGGCUCGCCCAGAAUCUCGCUAUUCCUUUGAUGUCCCAAACCCUUGCAUCAACUUUGCAACUCUGAGCGAUGAUGAUGAUGCGCACAAUGCAGACGCCUGGUUUGACCUAAAAGCCAAUCUGGAGAAUGUCCCUCCUGCAGAAAAUCUGGCAAAGGUCUCGCAGAGCAGCCCUGCUUUUUCAAAGCCUGAUAUUAUUCUGCCUUCUGUUGCAUCGCAAGGAAUAACAACAAGUGAAAGCCGUGGUGAAGAGGACGGUGCAGCAGAACGUGUGCAGGCCAGUGCGGUUCCUCAGAAUAUUGUUGGAUCCCUGACGAGCUGGAGAGCUACUGCUCCUGCAGAGGCCUCUCAGAGAGCGGGUAGAAGACAGGCUGCAAAGCAGAGAAAAACACAGCAGCGCAAACAGCCAGCUAGGAUCAAAGCGGAGAAGAAUUCUGAUGCCUUGGUUAAUAAGGAAGAGGUUCCACCCCUGAAAAAAAUGAGAAUUUCUCGCAGAAGUGAGAAGCUGACAGAAGUAUCCACGAAGGGAGAGGCCCUGCAGAAUCCUGACCUCUCCCUGGGGAGAGGGAAAAGCAAGCUGAAUGUGCCCACCACGCCAACAGUGUUAAAGAGGACCAAUCCUUCUAGCAAGUUGAAGAGUACAGAGGAGCAGGAGCUGGAAAAGAUGCAGCAGUUGCAGCGGGAGGUUAUGGAGCUGCGGAAGAAGAACGAGGAGUCUCUGAAAGCAGCCAUUGCUGGAGCAGGACAACCCACGAAGAGAACUGUUGCUCAAGUAACAAAGUCAGUUGACUUCCACUUCUGCACGGAAGAUCGAGUUAAACAACGUGUGGAAAGCCAGCCUGGGAACGAGUACAAGGAACUGGAUUUUGCAGCGGUACUGAGGAAGCAUCCUCCUGCUCUGGGGCGAAUGCCGAAGGGACCCACCGUUUUCAAACCUUUCAACCUGUCCCAGGGAAACAAAAGAAAACUCGAAGAAACAACAUCAGAGUAUAUGCCCCUUGCUGAGCAGGUGGAAGCAUUCCAAAAACGCACGCCCUCUCGUUACCAUUUGAGGAGCAGGAAGUCUGAUGAAGGCCCGGUUCCAGGAAAGCUGGUGAAGGCUCGGACUGUAAACCCUAAAACGCCAGUGCUUCUAACAAAGCACCGCUUCAGACCUGUCACCUGCAAAACUACAGCAGAGCUAGAAGCAGAGGAACUAGAGAAAAUUCAACAGCACAAAUUCAAAGCACGAGAACUCGAUCACAAAAUCUUUGAGGGUGGACCACUCCUGCACAAGAAACCCCCUGUGAAGGAACCCACGCAGCCCAUUGGCUUUGAGUUGGAAACGGAAAAAAGAAUUCAGGAGCGUGAGAGUAAGAAGCAGCAGGAGGAAGAGCGCUUUGAAUUCCAUUCCAGGCCGUGUCCCACAAAAAUCCUGGAGGAUGUUGUGGGUGUUCCAGAGAAGAAGGUGCUUCCUGUUACAGUCCCCAAGUCUCCAGUCUUCACCUUGAAAACCAGAACCCGAACGUCUGCCAGAGAUGAAGAGAAGGAAAAAGAGGUGGUCCCUGUGAUCAGAGCUAACCCUAUGCCGCAUUACGGAGUGCCCUUCAAGCCUAAAAUGCCAGAGGAGAGGCAUGUGGAAGUUUGCCCCUUCUCUUUUGAUGCUCGUGACAGAGAGCGGCAGAUACAAAAAGAGAAAAAAAUAGAAGAAUUGCAGAAGGAAGAGGUGCCAAAGUUCAAAGCGAUGCCGCUGCCGUACUUUGACCACGUUAAGCUGCCGGAAAAGAAGGUCAAAAGCCCAACUCGGCCUGAGCCGUUCCAUCUGCAGGUUGAUGAGCGCGGAGCUGCCAAGCUGCAGAACUGGAAACAGCAGCUCAAAGAAGACCUGAAAAAGCAGAAGGAGGCAGCGUGUUUCAAAGCUCGUCCCAACACAGUGGUGUACCAGGAGCCUUUUGUGCCCAAAAAGGAGAAUAAGCUGCUAUCAGAGAGCCUUUCUGGUUCUGUAGUUCCUGAAAGCUUUGAGCUGGCGACGGAAAAAAGAGCUAAAGAGCGUCAAGAAUUUGAAAAGCAAUUGGCACAUAUAGAAACCAUGAAGGAGAGGCAUCAAGAGCAGAUCAGACAGCAACAAGAGGAGCAGGAAAAGGAAGAAGUUGCUAAGCUAAGGCAAGAAAUGGUUCACAAGGCAAACCCGAUACGCAAAUACCGCAGCGUAGAAGUGAAGCACAGUGAUCAGCCCCUGACUGUGCCCAAGUCUCCCAACUUCUCCGAUAGAUUCCAGUGCUGAUGCGCGUCCGUGUGACAGCAGGAGGGAGAGCCCGUCCCGCUCUGGA
Molecule: messenger RNA, 2308 nt
Organism: Opisthocomus hoazin
Lineage: Eukaryota; Metazoa; Chordata; Aves; Opisthocomiformes; Opisthocomidae
Source: RefSeq, a predicted model, not a curated record